GAGCCGCCGGCAACGAUGAAACACAGGCAACAGGCUGCACGAUUAUCAGUCGUGGUGGACACUUCAUACAUGAUAGCAGACGAUAAGGCCAGACUAGGGCCUGGUGCAGCCCUCCCGGGCCAGUCCUUCACCACAGCCCACAGCAUCAAAGCCCACACCAACAUGUUGUGGUGGUCGGGGCGUCUUCUGGUGCUGGCCGCCUUGCUUACAGCCGCCGCCGCCGCCCUGGACACUGAGGAAAUACAGAAAGAAGAAGAAGGAUACUUAGUUGAAGCUGCUCGUGGGCCGCCAGAGAACGUGGCAGUGGUCGGGGAGUUCACCAACGCUCUCAAUGUGUCGUGGGACCCGCCAGGGGAGGAACCUACUUAUUAUACGGUAGAAGCUGGAACCAGUAACGAAAUUACACACGAUACCUUCUUCCUUAUAGAAGGACUGCAACCUUGUACACAUUAUAGUAUUAUCGUGACGUCUGUAUACGAAGACAACGGUCAGACCUUCCAAGCUUUUACGGACGCCACAACAGCCAUUUCAGUACCACCGGCACCACCAAGCUGUUGGUUUGACAACAUUGACACCACCUCGAUAACUGCCUACUGGACUGAUCCACCCAUUCAGUGUCCAGUUACCAACCACAACAUUAGCUGGACGUCACACGUCCUCUGGAAUGACAUGGAGGACACCUCGAAUGUCGCCCAAGCCACAGGAGACCACUACACAGUAAGAAUAGGUCUCAAACCCUACUCCAAUGUGACGGUCAGUGUGUCAGCCGCCACUGACGCAGGUUAUGGUCCCUCCACAACCUGCUGGAAUGUCACGCUUCAGGACAUACCCGGAGCCCCAACCAUCACUAACAUCACGUCGUAUGAACGUUCGCUGUACGUCUCCUGGUCACCGCCUGAGGAGGCAAAUGGAGUGAUCUUACAAUAUGUGUUCAGCUUUGAAAAUGAUCAUUUUAAGAGCAACGAAAAUGUGACUGGAAGUGUCAACACUGCUGCGUUUAGUGACAUACCUGUCUGUGACACCUAUGACGUCACGGCUCACGCUACCACCGAGGUAGGGGCGGGACCUGCGUCCGGAAGUUGGAAUAUUCACCACAGCGGCGCAGUUCCGCCAAGUUCUGUCUCUUGUGUCCUCGAGGAAGGAGGUACUGAGACGUCGGUGUGCUGGACGCCUUUUCCCAGAGAAUGUCUUGAUGACCCCAGCACUCAAUACGACAUCACCUGGAAAGGGGACGUGUUGUGGUCCAGUGACACAGACGAUGGCAGCGGUUUCUUGCCUUGGAGUGAAGAGCCACAGCUGUGUUACACAGCUGCGACCUCUGUGCCCUACACCAGUUACAGUCUGUGUGUGGGUGUGAAUGGUGACGUGACAGACACCGCGUGCUGCUCGGUCCAGACACCAGAGGCUGAGCCAGGCCCGCCUGUCAGUCUCACGGUGAAGCCAAAUGAAGGAUCAGCUUCUGUCUCCUGGCAGCCUCCUGAUGAAGCCAAUGGUAUAAUUUCAAUAUAUGAAGUCCGGUGUGAGAGUGAACAUGAUUCUAAAGUUAUAAAUGUGACUGGAGAAGACAACAAGGCUGAGGUUGAUGGCUUACAAGCGUGUGAGAACUACACCAUCAGUGUGAGGGCGAUGACUGAGGGCGGACAUUGGGGACCCGAGUCUGACCUCUCGACUAUUACCAUCGACGGGCCGGUGGCACCAAGUCCCGUGGAGUGUUCAAUUGUAGACGGUGACGUGAAGGUGUGCUGGACGCCGUCUCCCCGCUACUGUCCCAUGGACGGCUACACCGUCACCUGGGACGGCGCCAGGCUCUGGACACACAACACCGACCAUGUGGCUGGCAACAGCACAGAGCCUUGGGAGGACAAGAGUCAGAGCUGCCACCAGCUGGAGAGUUCUGUGCCAUACGCGGCCUACAACGUCUGUGUCAGUGUGUCGGGCUAUGACACAGUCGCCGACUGCUGCCAGAAACAGACGCCAACGGCCCUUCCUGGGCCGCCCGUCCUCAAGGGCCUACAGGUACAGGACACAUCAGUGACUGUCACGUGGGACGGGCCAGAGGAGGAGAAUGGUGUGAUAACUGGCUACCUGAUCACUUCCAUCGACCAAAACGGUGACUCCGUGAACCAAAAAGCGAACCAAAACGAAUACUCAAGCACGUUUGACAAUCUCAGGCGAUGUGCGAACCACACAAUCACCGUUCAAGCACAGACUUCCCAAGGCUACGGUACUCCAUCUAAGGAAAGUUAUGCUGUCAUCCCAAAUACAUUUGCAGACACCGGGAUGACUUGUAGCCAUGAUGAGUCUCGACAAGUGAGUCUCUCCUGGAGCCUGGAAGUGCCGGACUGUCCCGUGUCCCAGUUCCUCUUAGUCUGGAACACUACCGUUAAGUGGUCCAACGAGCACAGUCCCGCCGCUCAGGUGACCAUUGACGGGAGAAACACCAGCUACGUGCUACAACCGCUCAAGCCAGACACGCAGGUGUUAGCGUGCUUGAGCCGCGACGAUGAAUCAGGACCAACCACCUGCUGCUCCAGCACCACACCCGAGGACAUUCCUGGGCCGCCCGUACUCAAGGACCUACAGGUACAGGACACAUCAGUGACUGUCACGUGGGACGGUCCAGAGGAGGAGAAUGGCGUGAUAACUGGCUACCUGGUCACUUACACCGACCAAGACGGUAACUCCAUGAACCAAUCAGCGAACCCAAACGAAUAUUCAAGCACGAUAAACAAUCUCAGGCGAUGUGCGAAUUAUUUAGUGAGUGUUCAAGCAGAAACUUCUGCAGGCUUGGGAGACUCUGAUGGAAGAUCUGCUCCCAUCCCAAAUACAUUUGCAGACACCUGGAUGACUUGUAGCCAUGAUGAGUCUCGACAAGUGAGUCUCUCCUGGAGCCUGGAAGUGCCGGACUGUCCCGUGUCCCAGUUCGUCUUAGUCUGGAACACUACCGUUAAGUGGUCCAACGAGCACAGUGAUUUCACCACGACGCAGCUUGCUGGGGACAAGGUCAGCUACGUGCAAUAUGGCCUCAAGCCCUACACGGAUAUGACAGCUUGCUUGAACAUUGACACACAAGAAAGCAAGAAGAUAUGUUGUACCGGCACGACUGCAGAGGAGGACCCUUCCGCUCCCGUCAACUUGAGAGUGAAGAGCCACACCGCCUCGGAGGCCACCGUCGCCUGGUCACUCCCCGAGGACCUCAACGGCAAGUUAGACUCCUGGUUCAUCACUUGGAGUGGCAAUACCGAUGGCAAGGUAGACAUUGCUCCAACAUUAUAUACUUACGAAUUACAAGAUUUAAAGUCCUCUUCUACGUACACCAUCAGCUUAAUGGCCAGAAAUGGGGCUGGAGUUGGCGCUCCAGCCACUGUUGAAGUCACCACUGACAAGUCCCCCACCAACGUCGGGCUGAUUGUAGGGGUCACCUUGGGUGUGUUGACUGGGAUUGUGGUGGUGGGAGCCGGAGUCUUUUUCUACUACAGGAAGAAGAAGCACAGCAACACAGGCAGCGCUGAGAGGAACAGUCAACGGAAUAUGAAUCAGACCGGGGCUGCUGGAAGCAACAGUGGUGCUAAGUCAACAUACAGUAAGGGUCUAGCCAACGGCAGUUCCGUCCCUCGUGAUGAUUCGCCGACUAAUACCAUUCAGUCGUCGAGGUAUUACGGGAUGACGAACGGCAGUGCAUCGGCAAGUGAGAAUUAUCUCACAGAUGCCUUUGAAUUAUCAAGACUUAAUGCAUUGAAAAAAGGCUACGUCACGCCAAGCCGUAAUGGGAUGACGAACGGCACCGUAACUUCAACACAAUACGAGAGCACAAAUGACACUAUUUAUGGUAUACCGAGACUCAGUCCCCGUCCGCCUGUUGAGAGACGGAGAGCGCCGCAACCCGCCCGACGGAAUGACCCGGGUACAGGCAGUGAUGCCAACACAAGCCAUUUUAAUCAUAGUCGCGAUCAUGGAUUUCAACGCCAAAACAAUGUUGGCAGGAAUGGUCAUAUAGGAGAGAACCGACCAAGAGAUCCAUACAGCACAGCCGGUAGUAGAACCACCUAUUUUCCUUCGCAGAGUCGAACGGGAUAUUAUUAAAUAAUUCUCCGCACAAAAACUUGCAUAUCUGCUUCUGUUGAUUAAUCUAAUAUGAAAAUUUUGUGCUGAGAAUUAAGUGGAGGAGACCAAGGGACGUAAUGUUAGGUAAUUAUGAGGAGAAAGCGCUAAGCCAGCGUGACUGUUUAACACUAGGAUGGGGAUAUGAGGACCAGGAUUUAGGAAAGGACAGAGGGAAGGGAUAGUGUCCAGUCACUCGGACCGCCGACCUGCAAGAAGCGAGCCCAUCGUAGUACCAACCAGUCAAAGUAGUUGGGUAGCCAAGAGAGUGGGUGCCGCUGAGUGCCAGAUAGCAACGUAAUAGAGGGUCAUACAAGGUGUUAGUACACUUUAGGCAUAAAUACGGUACUGGCCUUCACAUCGGCUUUAACGAGUCUAAUUGAAUUAAACAUGAAUACAAAGUCUUGAACCGUUGAUGUUUGGAAUCUGAUUUCUCUGCCGAUUUAAAUGAACAACACUGAGGUUUCUUUACUGUGUUGUUGAUGAUGACAAACAUAUUUAGUGUAGGCGAUGAGUCACAAUAACGUGGCUGAAGUAUGUUGACCAGACCACACACUAGAAAUUGAAGGGACGACGACGUUUCGGUCCGUCCUGGACCAUUCUCAAGUCGAUUCUCACAAUCGACUUGACAAUGGUCCAGGACGGACCGAAACGUCGUCGUCCCUUCAAUUUCUAGUGUGUGGUCUGGUCAACAUAUUUAGUGUAAAUUGUUGUUGGCCCAAUGUGUUGUUCUGCUCAUUAUACACUACAUACUGCAUGCCAGGCCCCUCUCUGUGGUAAGUUAAAGCAGUAUAUUACCGCCCCUCUGAGUUACUUAAGUCAAGUGACAGAACAGUGACUGUCACAAUGUCACUGUCACAGACAAUGUGGGUUCCGGUACUGAACAGCAAUGACCUUUAAGGUAAUCAAUUUCCACGUUUGGUAAACCUGUUACAGCCAUUCAUAUUCCUCUCUGCUUGUAACUAGUUCUCCAAUUACAUAAAUUGCGCAAUUAACGGUGACUAUACUAAGGUUUCCAUUGCCCACUUGGUGCACACUUCACACCGUUGUCACAGUGAACCCAUCGUCUCUAACAGCACCGUAUGUUGACGCAAUGAACAAUUGUACAAUUGUAGAGGGAAGGGAAGGGAAGGGAUUUUUUUUUUAUCCUCAAAACGGACACAUCACGGGGAACUGAACAGUAGGGGCUCACACACACACAACCACGUUUUCUAUACAUUGGUCGGUUAGGUUAGGUGGAUGACUUGGGUUGGUGUGUUUCAGUACCUCGUAUUUUGUCCACUGUGGCACCUCGAGAAGAUGGGCUGCACAGUCACUGUGUCUUGGAGCAAGCUACGCAACCAAUUAGCCAAUCACACAAACCUAGCAGCUGGCUGACGCGGAGACCCUUAAACAUGCAGAACUCUGCCAGUGAGGUAAAUUAAUAAUUUUUAUACAACGUGAUAUUAUAAUGACCAAACCACACAACAGUAGAUGGAGAAACGAUGACUUUUAGCUUGAUAAUGAUCCUGGAUGGAUCGAAACGUUGUCGUUUCUCCCUCUUAUAAUGUGUGGGUUUGGUCAUUAUAUCUUCAGCCACGUUAUUGUGACUCAUCGUCUGCAACGUGAUAUUAUGUAUAUGUAAACGUCUUGAUGCUAAUGCUUAUAUUAUUUAGUUAAGAAAGGUCAGGAUUCUCAUGUUGAUUUAAAGGCGAUAAAGCAGACGAAGGUAUACUUUGUGUAUAUAUUCCUUUAUCCAUAACAAGCAUAUAUAUUCCAGAGCCAAAUUAGAUUUUGACGGCAAUUUUAAGUGUUUUGAAAACCAUUUGGGAUAUUUUGAAAGUCGUCUUAGAAGAUUAGAUAUAAAUUUUGGAUGUUUAAAAAGCAGUUUUUGGAUGUUUAGGGAAAACAUUUCUACACUUAGAAAGCAAUUUAGAAUGUUUAGAAUGACAUUUUUGGAUGUUCAGAAACCAAUUUUUAGUGUUUAGUAAGCAAUUUCGAGUGUUUAGAAAGACUUUUUGAAUGUUUAGAAGCCAAUUUUUAUAGAAACCCAUUUUUGUUGUUUGAAAAUCAAUUUUGGAUGUUCAAAAAUCAGUUUUGAAGGUGGAGAAAGCUAUUUAAAAUGUUUAGAAAGACAUUUUAAAUAUUUAGGAAGCAUUACUUGAUGUUAAGAAAAUAUUUUUAGUUUACUUGAGUAAGUAUUUUUAGUAACUGAGUAAACUAUAUGGAAAAAACUACAAAAAUUAUGUGACUAUGGAUCAUAAAUGCACAUUAUAUGUUAACCAGGGAAUAGUUAAUUGAUUGUUGGCUAGGAUAUUUAACUAAUUGGUGAUCAAGAUGAUCAACUAUUUUCAGGUGAUUUAACCAAUUAUAGUUUAGGAUUUCCAAUUAAAUAUUGGCGAAGGUUUCUCAACUGGCGAGGAUAUAUAAGUAUUACUUCAACAUGUUUCAAAUUAUUGGGAAAGUUAUUUAAUUGAUCGUUGGUUAGAAUGGUUUUGCGUCGUGAGGCAGCAGGCUCGGAUUUUCAAUUAAGUAUUAACCAGAAUAUUUAAUUAAUUGUUGAACAGGAUAAUAGUUAACCGUUUUGUGGGAUAUUCAAGUAAUUGCCAGCAGGAUAUCCCCCCUAAUUGUUGGGCUGAAUAUUCAAUUACCUAUUUGACAGGAUAUUCAAUUACCUAUUUGACAGGAUAAUCAAUUAACUGCUUGCCGGGUAUUCACCUAAUUGCUUAGCAUUAUAUUCACCUAACAGUUUGACAGAAUCUUUAACUACUUUCUUGGCGGAACUUUAACUGUGUGUAGGAUAUGCGCCUAAUUUGUUAAUUUAAGCAGAAUAUUAAGCUAAUUGCCAGGAUACUCAACUAACUUUCUAUCAAGGUAUUCUACUAACUGUUUGGCAGCUAAUUAAUUGAUUGUUAAUAUGUCAACUGGAAAUAUUUAGACAGAAUCCUAGUGUUUACAGUCACUAUAGUCUCAGUAUCUACUUAGUACUGUCAAAGUAGAUAUUGAAAGGCAAUUGUAAAUAUUUAAAUAUUUAUAUAUUAUAAGUAAUUGUAUCAUACGUACUUUAAUAAAUAUACUUCGAUAAAUAUUGUUGUUCUGUUAAUAUUCUGAAGUUGAUAUUUAUAAUACAAUUCCCAUAAUUUCAAACUCCUCUAGUCUAUGUGAAUCAUCAUCUGCAAAACUGGUAAUAAAUUAAUAAAAAAUAAGUAACUUCAGGAUGGAAAUUAUAAUGCUUUGAAUAACAUAUUAUAACACCUGGAUUAUAAAGUGUAUCAUGUGUUCUUGAUUUGAAUGUUAUUUCACAGUUUAACAUAUAACUAAUUUUUAAUCAUGUUGAUUAUUUAAAAUAUAAGUCAAAUAUAUGUA
Procambarus clarkii (red swamp crayfish) is the source of this 7446-nucleotide messenger RNA. Its product is annotated as phosphatidylinositol phosphatase PTPRQ. Gene Ontology annotation, molecular function: protein binding. Gene Ontology annotation, cellular component: signaling receptor complex. Gene Ontology annotation, biological process: peptidyl-tyrosine dephosphorylation involved in inactivation of protein kinase activity. The record is from RefSeq and is a predicted model, not a curated record. Lineage: Eukaryota; Metazoa; Arthropoda; Malacostraca; Decapoda; Cambaridae.